AAAUGAGUCAAUCGACUGCAAAAAACUUGAGAGAUUUGCUUAUAAAAUAAUAACUUAAUAGUAAAAUAAAAUUUAAAGGUGAACCGUUGAAUAAAAUUCAAUAAAAUAGAAAAUAAUCAUCAGGUAAUUGGGAUAAAAAAGUAGAUAUUACUUAAUGUUAUUGUAAUUAAAAGAAUUGUAAUAUUUGUAUAAAGAAGAGAGUUGUAAUAAAUGCAUCACCUUUGUUAAAAGUUAAGGUAAGUACAAAAAAUUAGGCAGGUGAACUUGAAAGUAAAAGAGAGAUUAAAGUAACAAGUUCAAUUUCAGCACAUCAAUCCCCUAAUCGUGAAAAACAAUAUUAGAUGCAAUAAAUGUUUUUACAAAAACAGAUUUAAAGCAAUUUAUAAUAAUUAUAAGAAUAACGUCCUUAGUCAAGAUAAGCACCUAAAGAGUAAGUAAAAAAACCAUAAUUUUAUCAUAAUAUGGAUAAUUUUAUGAAUAAUUACUAUUAAAAAAGCAAUUUGAGCAAUUCUUAGUUAUAUGAAAACAGUUACAAUGUAAAAUCAAAAGUAAUUUAAAAACGAGUAGAAUCUAAGAGUCAUGUAUUAAGUAAUACUUAAACAUCAUUUAAAUUGAAAUUGAAUUAAUAAGGGCCAAAAUUUUCAGCUGUAUCUUAAUUAAAUUUUAAUUAGAUAAUUAAUUCUGGAUUAAUUGAAUCGGCUCCAAACUCUCCAAAUAAUCAUGAAAAUUCAACAAAAAGCAAAAUAACUCCAAAUGACUCUAUUUCAAAAAGCAAAAUAAUUCCUAAUGAUUAAAUUUCAAAAAAUAAAAUAAAUUAGAAUGAUUAAAAAUCAAGUGAGAUUAGAAGAAAAUCAACAGGUGAGAUUUCUGAGAAAACUCAAAUUCUUAGUUUAAAGUUAGAGGAAUAAGUUAGUAGAAUGCAUUUUAAAUUUUUAUAUGUAAUAGGAAAAGGUGGAUUUGGAAGGGUUUGGAGAGUAGAAAUGAAGAAAAAUAAGAAAUUGUUUGCAUUAAAAGAAAUGUCAAAAGCAAAAGUAAUUUAAAAAAGAAGUGUAAAUUCAGUUUUAAAUGAGAAAUAUUUAUUAGAACAUUUGCAUCAUCCUUUUUUAGUUAAUAUGUGGUAUGCAUUUUAAGAUAGAGAGAAUUUAUUUUUGAUAAUUGAUUUAUUAACAGGUGGUGAUCUAAGAUUUCAUUUAGGGAAGAUGAGAAGAUUUAGUGAAGCAUAAACUAGUAAAGAUAAAUUAUUAAAAUAGAGUUUUUUGUAGCUUGUAUAUUAUUGGCUUUAACUUAUUUACAUUAAAAUGGAAUAAUUCAUAGAGAUUUAAAACCUGAAAAUUUAGUAUUAGAUGAGGAUGGAUAUAUGAGAUUAACUGACUUGGGUAUAGCUAGAAUGAAUAAAGGAAAUAAUGCUGGAGAUACAUCAGGAACACCUGGAUAUAUGGCACCAGAAGUUAUGUGUAGAAUGGAUCAUUCAGUUGUUACUGAUUAUUAUGCAUUAGGAGUUAUAACAUAUGAAUUAAUGCUUGGAAGAAGACCAUAUAAUGGUAGAACUAGAUAAGAUAUCAGAGAAUAAAUUCUAGCUAAGUAAGUUCAAGUAAAAAAGGAAGAAUUACCUUAAGGAUGGAGUGAAAGUUCUCUAGAUUUUGUUAAUUAGGUAUUAAAAUAAUUGAAUUAUAUUAUAGUUAAUAUUAAGAAAACCAGAAAGAAGAUUAGGGUGUAAUGGAAUUGAAGAAAUUUUACAUCAUUCUUGGUUGAAAGGGUAUCCUUGGGAUGAUUUAAUUAAAAAGAAAGUUUAAGCUCUUUAUGUUCCUGGGGUAUUUUUUAUUUUAUACAUAAUUCUAGGCGGUUGAUGAUAAUUUCGAUUUUCAAAAUUAGAUUUCAGAAGAAACAUAAUUAGAUGAUGAAUAAAUAUUAGAAAAUUAAGGACUUUUAAGAAGAAAUACUGUUUAAUGUAAAAAAUUUGUAGAAUGUAGCAUUAUUUGAUGGGUAUAAUUUUGAUGUUGAAUUAAAAAACAUUCAGCACUAAUAAACAUAAAAGAAUUAAUCUUAAAGAAAAUCAUAACCUGUUUCUCCAGAGAAAAGAGUGUGAAAUUGAAAAUUAUUAAUUAUAAAUCAU
Messenger RNA from Paramecium sonneborni, 2113 nucleotides. Lineage: Eukaryota; Ciliophora; Oligohymenophorea; Peniculida; Parameciidae. The record is from the annotation of a GenBank genome assembly.